UAUUACAGGCGUUUCCAGAGGGAGCGUUCUCAGAGUGACGCUUUGGUCCGCCUCAGUGGACGCUCACAAAUGUUGACGUUUUCUGAAGCUGGUUUCUGACAUAAAUAUUAAAAAUAAUAAUAAAAGAUGGACGACCAGGGCUGUCCGAGAUGUAAGACCACCAAGUACAGGAACCCGUCGCUGAAGCUGAUGGUGAACGUCUGCGGCCACACGCUAUGCGAGAACUGUGUGGAGAUGCUGUUUGUGCGCGGCUCGGGGAACUGCGUGCAAUGCGACACGCCUCUGAGGAAGAGCAACUUCCGCGUGCAGCUCUUCGAAGACGCAACUGUGGACAAGGAGGUAGAGAUCCGCAAGAAGGUGAUGAAAAUCUACAACAAAAGAGAGUUCGACUUCCCCAGCCUGAGAGACUAUAACGACUAUCUGGAGCAGGUGGAGGACAUAGUUUACAACCUUACAAACAACGUUGAUGUGGAGAACACCAAGGGCAGGAUGGAGCAGUACCAGAGGGAAAACAAAGACAUCAUCCAGAGAAAUAAGGCGAAGCUUACGCGGGAGCAGGAAGAGCUGGAGGAGCUGCUGCUUCUGGAGCAGCAGAGCAACGAGCAGCGGAGGCUGGAGGUGCUGCAGGAGGAGCAGAGGCAGCUGCAGGCCAAGAGGAAGAGCAAACAGACUCUGCUGGAUGAACUGGAACAGUCCAAGCUUCCUGCCACCAUCUUGCUUGCUCAACACAAGGUUCGCGCCGCCCAGCUGGAGACGCAGAUAGAGCAGCAGAAACAGAAUGUGAAGCCGACCAGCUUGUUCUCUACUGGGAUCCAGAUCGGUCAAACUGUUUCUCUCCAGCCUUUGCCCAGAAUACAGGAGGUUCUGUACCAAUACAAACCCCUGCAGGUUGAAACCUAUGGACCCCCACCACCCGACCUGGAGCAACUGAGCAGAUUUGGGUAUGAAUCUCUCUCUCUCUUUUUUUUUUUUCUCCAGUUUUGUUGCACAUCCAGAGACCAAAUCCGAUUUAGUUAA
This is a messenger RNA of Poecilia latipinna (sailfin molly), 1017 nucleotides long. RefSeq names its product MNAT1 component of CDK activating kinase (gene mnat1). The transcript is spliced from 7 exons. Gene Ontology annotation, cellular component: transcription factor TFIIH holo complex. The coding region runs from base 127 to 1017 and encodes 296 amino acids. Lineage: Eukaryota; Metazoa; Chordata; Actinopteri; Cyprinodontiformes; Poeciliidae. Gene Ontology annotation, molecular function: cyclin-dependent protein serine/threonine kinase activator activity. The record is from RefSeq and is a predicted model, not a curated record. Gene Ontology annotation, biological process: positive regulation of cyclin-dependent protein serine/threonine kinase activity; regulation of transcription by RNA polymerase II; nucleotide-excision repair.